AUGAUUUUCGCGCUCACGCUCACAUUGCGUCAAUACCUCAGAUGGAGAGUCACUAGACAAGAGCACAGUGAGAAACAAUACAUAGAAGGUAGCAAAACCAUAACUGAUCUAUACGCAGAUUACAAAAAAAAUCCAUUCGUAACAUGUAUAGAAGUAUAUUCAAUUAUGAAUUUAACCUGGCAUUCUUCGUUCCUAAAAACGAUCUUUGCAAUCCAGGUUUGUUGUUUUGACUUGCAAGCUGUACAGCCAUGUCCCCAAGGAGAUGUUUCUGUUUUUUAUUAUAAAUCAAAGCUGUCGACUAACAACUUCACUAUGUGUGACCUAAAAAAACGGGACAGGGACAAGUGGUGUGCUUCAUGUGGCAUGAGGGCCAAGGAAGAUGCAGGCUACACAACAUUCCUAAAUCUUUUAACGAUCAGGCUGUUUUGCCAAAGAGGGAAACUUAUUACAAAACUAGCCUUAGAACAGCCUGCAAAAGAAUGGAAGGUACUUGAGACUGUGAAAGAUUCAACUGUUGUAGAGUGUGCAACCAAGAGUGUCGAUAAUGCUUCACAAUGUAUAAUUGACGGUGAAGCUACUUUCAUUGAUAAAAAUAAUAUUGCUUGUGAAAUUGGCCUUAAUAUGGUUGAUGAUAUUCCUGGAAGUGAUCAUGCUUCUCCCAGUUUCUAUGAAUUACAGCCCAUGGGCAAAACCACCAAUGUAAUUGGUAACGCUACCGAUGAAGUUGAUAGGAAUGUCAUCACGUGGUAA
Acanthoscelides obtectus is the source of this 750-nucleotide messenger RNA. The record is from the annotation of a GenBank genome assembly. NCBI's taxonomy places the organism in Eukaryota, Metazoa, Arthropoda, Insecta, Coleoptera, Chrysomelidae.